Trichobilharzia szidati is the source of this 1970-nucleotide messenger RNA. NCBI's taxonomy places the organism in Eukaryota, Metazoa, Platyhelminthes, Trematoda, Strigeidida, Schistosomatidae. The record is from the annotation of a GenBank genome assembly.
CACAUUUAAAUAUUGUGUUACACUUGGCGGCUUUAGUGGCUUCGCACGUUGCAUCUCGAAUUUUCGGCAUCAAAAUUAUUCUCUGGUUUUUAUGGAUUAAAACAAAUUGAUAUGAUACAACUUCAAGAAGUACAUCAAGAACAGGAAGAACAACACCAACAACAACAGAUUCAACAAAAUCAUCAUGCCUGUAAUAAUGAAGAUAUUUUAAACCAAAUUAAAGCCUCUGUUCAUAAUUUAUAUGAAUUUAAAACGAAAUAUUUAAACGAAUGGGCUGAUAAAUAUGGUGUAUUAAAUGAUUCAAUGUUUCAAUCAUGGAUGCAAAGUGAUACAAUCUGUUCAAUGAUCAAUGAAUCAUGUGAAUUAAUGAAUAAGAAAAAUGAAUUAGUCCAAUUGAAAUUUGAACAGACAAUAUCUAUGCUGAAGGCAUAUGAAUCAAUAUUCAUGCAUACAUCAUCAGUAUCACCGUUACAAAAAGCAGAGUUUUGUUAUCAAUAUGGUAGAGCCUUUAAUGCAAUUGAUUCAGACAUGUAUACUGGAAAUCUUCAUGAUACCGAGGAGAAUGAUUUAACCUGUCAAGCAAUUCAAUGGUUGACUAAGGCGUUGAAAUUCAAUCCUCAGCAUACAGAUGCUUGGUGUGAAUUAGGUGAUUCAUGUUGGCGACAAGGUGAUCCUGUACAGGCUGCCAGUCAUUUUCGUCAAGCGUUAAAAAUUGAUGAUAUGUUUGGCAAAACACUGACAUGUUGGCUUCAGGCUGUUUGUCUGGAUCCAGACUGGCCUGCACCACAAAAUUGUAUCAAGCGUAUUAUUAAAUUUAUUCUAGAAUGGAAGACAUUUAUGCAACAGUUGUCUGAAAUUCAUUCCUGCACUGGUAGUUGUUCUAUGGAGAAGAAAUCGUCGGACCAACGGCGACAACAACAACGACAAGAAAUCGAUGAAUUCAUUGUUCCCUUGAAUCCGCUUACUAAGCUAUUAACUGUAAGCACUAAGGAGAAUUCUAAUUGGUCAGAGAAUAAUGGCGAUAAUCAAACUAACCAAUCAUCACCGAAUUAUGAUAAUAAUAAGUUGACCUUGGAUAUCAAAGAUAAAACUGCAUUGAGUCGUUUAUUGGGACCUUGUUGUCCGCUGAUCAACAACAGUGUGGUUGACCAGCAUGAUGACAAUUCGGUGGUGGAUGACAAGUCGGUGGCGAAUAUGAAACAGAAAGGCAGUGACAAAACUAACAACAGCAACAACAACAAGAAGAAGAAGCGAUUAAAAUCUGCGAAACAUACCAACAGUUCGAGUAAUACUUUGACUAAUUCUAAUGAACUUAGGCUGUUAACUUCUGUAAUUGACACCAGUCAGAUACACGUUGGUCUGUUCAAAGAUUUACAGAUAGGGUUGAACAAGAAUACAGUAUGUGUUGGACGUGUCUAUGCUGAAUUGCCUGCUGAUACAGAUUUAGCAAGAAAUUUUCUCCUUGUCGAUGCUUAUGGUAUGCCUUUCACUGUUCGAGUGUACAAUAUUGGAAAGGGUAAAGGACCAAUUCGUAAAGAUAUCAUUGUUAUACCGAAUCCGUUUGUUGAAGAGAUAUUCAUUGAAGGUUUUAUCCUGCAUUCAUGUAUAACUGCUUUAUCAAAGUUAGAUAGUAAAUAUCUGUCUGAGGAUAUAAUCAAUAAACUAGCAAAUCUUAACAAAGACACUGACACCACCAUUGACAAAAGUGAUAAUAUGAAAGAAUCUGAUUUCACUUCACUACCUCCUUCUCAUCUUUUAUCAAAUAGUACAGCCGAUCUCCAUAUUCGCCUUAUACGUAUUCCACUUCCAGAUCUUCUUGUAGUUAAUGGUCAGCCUGUUGGCUCCAGUUGGACUGGUGCACCAGUUUUCAAAACUGUAUUCUUUACUGGAAUUUGAGCAUAUUUUGCAUGCAGUUGGUUAUGCGUGGUUUGUUUUUUUAAGGGCAAAACUACUAACUACUUUAUUGUUUG